CAGUGAGCCUCACCAUGCAGACACCCGACAUGUCGCACCUGACGGCCGCCGACUACGACCGCGUGUACGAACCGGCCGAGGACAGCUUCCUGCUGCUGGACGCGCUGGAGGCCGACCUGGCGUGGCUGCGCGCGCGCGGACCGCAGGUGGCGCUCGAGCUGGGCUGCGGCUCGGGCGUGGUGGUGACGGCGCUGGCCGCCGCGCUGCCCACCUGCCUCUGCUUCGGCUCCGACCUGAGCGCGAACGCCUGCCGCGCCACCUGGCGCACGGCGCGCCGCAGCGGCGUCACCGUGCUGCCGGUGCGCUGCGACCUGGCGCAGGCGCUGGAGCCGCGGCUGGCCGGCCGGCUUGACCUGCUGCUCUUCAACCCGCCGUACGUGGUCACCGACACGGAGGAGGUGUGCAGCAGCGGCCAGCUGGCGGCCAGCUGGGCCGGCGGCCGGCGCGGCCGCGAGGUCACCGACCGCCUGCUGCCGCAGCUGCCGCACCUGUUGGCGCCCGGCGGCCUCUUCUACCUGGUGGCCAUCCGCGAGAACGACGUGGACGACCUGGAGCGCGUCAUGCGCCGGCUCGGCUUCGGCAUGACGCUGGUGCUGAGCCGGCGCGCCGGGCCCGAGCACCUCUCCGUGCUGCGGUUCGAGCGCGUGCCCCCCGACGGCGACUGACGCCCCCACCGGGCUGUACCCUGAGUGCCGUCGCGCCCGUGGGCGGAGACCCCGGCUUUGCUCUGCAGCUGCCCCGUGCAGUAGGCCAGAUCUGUUUUGCCGUUGGAGUGAUUCGGCGUGUGGCUGCUUUGCUUGCUGCAGCUUUUUGUAUAAUGUAAGGUGCGAGGAUGCUGUUUUACAUUCGCCUUAUAUGUGCGUUUUUUCAUGCCAUGUGCCUGAUUUGUUUACCAGGACAUUCAUGGGGGAGAAUAUUAGAUACGUGGGCGUGGGUCGAUGUAUUUUGACCUAGUCAGAGAUUGAUAAUGGCAUGUAGGAAGUCUCGCUAACUUUGAAACGUAAAUGUCUGUAGCAUUUCUUGGCUCAGGAUUUUCUAGAAGACUGACAAUUACGUUUGCCCAACUGGAACAUCUGGUGAAAUACAGCUCCCGAGUAUCA
Molecule: messenger RNA, 1100 nt
Organism: Pollicipes pollicipes
Lineage: Eukaryota; Metazoa; Arthropoda; Thecostraca; Pollicipedomorpha; Pollicipedidae
Product: methyltransferase N6AMT1-like
Biological process (GO): methylation
Cellular component (GO): eRF1 methyltransferase complex
Molecular function (GO): protein methyltransferase activity; S-adenosylmethionine-dependent methyltransferase activity; nucleic acid binding
Source: RefSeq, a predicted model, not a curated record